Molecule: messenger RNA, 1068 nt
Organism: Monascus purpureus
Lineage: Eukaryota; Fungi; Ascomycota; Eurotiomycetes; Eurotiales; Aspergillaceae
Source: the annotation of a GenBank genome assembly
AUAAUACUCUCCCUGCUUGCGUCUUGACUAAUCAACUUGAACAGUCAUUGCGAAGAAAUUACUGCAAUAUUAACAUUAGAUAUAACAUUUGGAGCCACUUCAUAGAGAGGAAAGUCACGCCACCUAGCAAUGUGUGGUUCAGACCUCUUCCUUGCAAUUCUUGCAGUCUUCUUCCCACCAAUUUCAGUAUGGAUCAAAGUCGGCAUCUGCACAGCCGACUCGCUCAUCAAUAUUGCCCUCUGCUGUCUCGGUUACGUUCCUGGUCUCUUACACGCAUGGUACAUCAUCCUUAAAUAUCCAGAACCUGACAUCGAUGACCCGAACUAUGCGCCCAUUCGAGGGGACGUCGAGGAUGGUCGUGUAACAUAUUAUGUCGUCGCCCAUGAACAUGCCCCGAGCCAUUCCCGGAGGAACUACGGUACCGUGGAAUCACAUACCCCGCAACAACACCCGUCACCUCAAUACUCGCAGCAACAGCAAAAUGCGGAUACAGCUGGUAGCAGCAGCCAGGAUGCGCAGGAGACCAGGGCACCACCGACCUAUGCUGAAGCCGUUAGGGGGGACUACAAGAUCCAGUCGCAUGACUAGUUGCAUCUAGACACGCAAUGCAAGAUAUGAGUUACGCCGGUACGCAAAGUCUUUGAUAUCAAUCUUCGAGCUGCUUCAACGAACUUCCAUAAUAUCUCACUCGACAAUGGAUGUACUUUAUGGAUGCACAUGGUUUGUUUUAGAACAUGAUGGGAACAUUGAUAAAUACUGUUUCUUUGUGCGAGAGAGAGCAAUAUGACAUCUCGUCUCCAGUGUCGGUGAAGGUGUGUGUUUGAAUCUAUUCUCACGGAUAUAGAAACACCCCCUGGGAGCUCUAGCAAGGGAAUAACAUCAAAUGAAAGGUAAUGAGGAAUAAUUGGCUUAUUUUUAACGUUGUUGCGAUAAGAGUUGGAUUUAUUAUCUGGACAGUUAUGCUCCGUGUAUGAAGUACUUGCAGUAAUUAGCAUUUAUUCCGCAAUAUUGUGUGAUUGUUUCAUAAUGGAUUACUUCCUAUGAACUAUGAGUACCAUUCAAAUACAC